AUGAUGAGGUCGAUUCUUGCAAACACAGUGCAUGCGGAGGAGCUUGUUAUCAUCAACAAGGGUCCAAUAAAGGGACAUCGAGUGUUGAACCGGAAUAGGGCACGGGGGCAUCUGAUGUUGGUCGACAACUACAUUGCCCUCGAUGCACCCUCUGAGCCCUAUUUUCGUGGUCAUUUUCGGAUGCGGUGGCAAGUGUUUGAUCGCCUUUACCAUGGUGUCCGGGCCUAUGAUGAUUACUUCACCCUAAAGAAGGAUGCCAUUAGAACCAUUGGGUUCUCUGGUUACCAGAAGUACAUCUCUGCAAUGAGGAUGUUUGCCUAUAGUACGACCGCAGAUUCACAGGACGAGCACCUCCGGAUGUCUGAAAACACAUGCCUUGAAGUCAUUGUCAAAUUUGCUACUGCAGAGGUGAAGGUGUUUGGACUGGAGUACUUGAGAGAACUAACUCCUGCAGACCUGGAGUGCACGCAAUGGAAAUGGGAGAAGUUUCCAUAUGCAUAA
Messenger RNA from Aegilops tauschii subsp. strangulata, 501 nucleotides. RefSeq lists its product as uncharacterized. The record is from RefSeq and is a predicted model, not a curated record. NCBI's taxonomy places the organism in Eukaryota, Viridiplantae, Streptophyta, Magnoliopsida, Poales, Poaceae.